GAGGAGAUAGGAAUGAGGGGAGCGAGGGUCUGGGCUGUGAGAAGCAUUUGAUGUGGCCUGCCUCUUUUCUCUUUGUGCUGUAAAAAACAGUUCUUGGAAUCGGGUGUUGUUUCUGCUUCUCAAAGCCUCACAGCUGAGCCAGAGUCAUGCUAUCAGGAACAAACAGAUAUCUGCUCAUGCACACAGAGACACAUGCUGCUGCAGAGAUGAGCAUGGGCAAGUUUUCAGAGGUAACCUUGGUCUGGAAUAGGAGACUUUGAGUCUGGGGAUCUUGUUAAGAGGGAGACGGCACAAUGGCACAGAUGGCCAGAGGAUUCACCAGCUGACCACUGAGGAACAUCAUCAUGAGUGCCUGGCCAGUAAAAAACAAGUCAACUGCAACUUUUCGGUACCAACAACUUAGAUUCUCCAGUUUGACUGGCUCACUUGGUAUAACCAAAAACAAACAAACAAAAAAAACAAAACAAACAAGAGUAGAGAGAAUAACCUCUUCAGUAACAGCCAGUAAUCACUUUAUCCUGAGCAUUAUUUCAUGGAAUCUAUUAGGAGACAAGGCUUUUAUGCUGCUAUGGGACACUUCUUACCACUAAUGUUGCUGUUAAACUUUUUUAAGUUUUCUACACAAAUUUAAUGAUAGUGUAGAGUCUACAGUUAAAGAUAUUUGUUGUACUUUUCCCCCGAUAAAAUCCUGAGUAUUUCAUGUCCUGCAAAUAUAUUGUUCUGUCUAUUUAUAUCUUGCACAUGUCUAACACUGUCAAGUAGUUGCACAUUAAGUAGUCUUGUGUAACAUGCUACUGUAUUGUGUGUUGAACCACUGUCCAGAAGAAAAGGCAUUUAAUUCCAUUUUGUUUUAAGGAGCAAGGACAAUAAAACCCACUUCAUUUGACUGAACAGGGUUUUGGUGGAGCAUGUCUUAAAAACACUGGUGCCUGCCAGAAAUACACCCUGUGUGAGACAACAGUCUAUUGCAGAUAUACAGAUACUAAAUAUCAUAAAUAUUAGUCUAGUGAAUAAAACCCCCAAAAAACAGAGGAGGGCCAACCCAGUUUUAAAUUUUAAUGAUGGAAUGAUCUCAGUAAAAUACUAGAAACUUAAAAAUAUCCUAAUGUCAAGUACCUAUCAGGGACCCACCUAUUGCCUCUGUACCAGAUUCUGUCCAUCUCAGAAACGAACCAUGAAAGUGUUGACCUGUUUGUGGACACGUUCAGGAAAAAAAUGUGCUGAUUGUGCUGCAAAACGUCCAAUAAAGAUAAAAUGACAUUUAGGAAGCUAUAGAAGUUGUUUGUCUUCAUCUUUGGUACCUUGAAUUUGUUUAGCAAUGUGCUUAGAGCAUUAUCACGUGGGAACUUCAUAAGUCAGUCUUGCUAUCUGGUUCUGGAACAUGCUGUAAUAUUAUUUUGCUAUUAUAAAACCAUCUUAGAUGACUGCUCAAAAGAAAGUUGUGUGUGAAAGCACAUAUGAAUGAGAUGGAUGUGUUCUCUCCUCCCUCCUAACAACUCUCUUAAUGUCUUUUAAAACAUAACAGCUUCAGCUUUUUAAAUUUACUCUUAGAUUUAGUGCUUGUUUAUGAUUGUGUAAUGUUUAGUGAAGCUUCUGAAGCAUCAGGAUUGAUUUUUGGAUAUACCUGCUGUGUAACAUACUUUUUUAAGUAUUAAGUAUUUAAGUUUUUAAGUAAAUGCUGUAAAUCUUAAGUUAUAUGAGUGAUGCCUAUCAGGGAUGUGAAAUGUUUGUGUAAUUCUACUUUGUUACUAAGUAUGUAAUCAUACAGUGUAUCAUAUCUUUCAAUAUGAAGCUCUGGAUUCAUUACAUCUGCAUAUCUAACGAUACAGUACAUUCAAGUGACUCCAUAAUAAAGUAGGCAAAAGUAGGCUUCCCCAAACUGUUGCUACAAAGUUUGAAACACAAAAUUGUCAAGAAUGUCUUUGUAUGUUCUAGCAAUGAGAAUUCACUUUUACUGGAACUAAGGGCCCCAAACUUCUUCCAUCAGGACAGUGCCCCUGUGCGCAAAGCUAGGUUCAUAAAGAAAAUCGAGUGUACACACAAAAUCGAGUGUAAAUCCUUCCCAGAAGAGUAGAGGUUAUUAUAACAGCAAAGGGGGACUAAAUUUAUAAUGGGAUGCUCAAUAAGCACAUAUGGGUAUGAUUGGACAGAUGCCCAUGUAAUUUUGGCAGAGAUGGAAACUCGAGUCUGCGAGUUAAGUCGCAAAAAAAAAAAAAAAGAUUUGCGACUUGACUUGGACUCAUGAACAACUGACUUGAGACUUGAGUCAUUUUGGUUUGGCAUUCCUGAUUACAUUCUCUCUUUACUACCCCAAAUGACAGCAUCAAACACCACAUUCCUCAUUCAUUCAUACCCUAUCAGUAUGUCCUGCAUCCCGCAACUUGAGAUGAUGUCCCGCAUUUUGAUUGAAAAUGAAAAGUUUUAACAGACUAAGUGUGGAAGCAGGGGUGCGCUCCAGUGCAAUGGAGCGCCAUUUGUGAAUGGAGGGUGGAGCCAGAGAAGGUGAGUGGUAAGGAUUAUACACCUGCGGGGAAUUACAGUAGGCCUACUGAAUGUUCUGUGUUGCAGUGAGCCGAGGCGAGAAUAAAAACGGGAGAGACAGGUGCCUCGAAAGACAGAGAGAGACGCGUGUGCAUGCGCAUGUGUCUAUAAAAUAAAACCGCUGAAAAGCAAAAGUAAAAGGUAAAGAAUACAGUGCCUUUUGAGUUGUCAUCCAAUGGCUGUGAAAAAAGUAUUGAAGCCAUAUAAAUCCUUUUUGUCCCACUUAAUUUUGUCAUGCUGUAAUGUUUCUCUUUGUUGUAUUGUUUGAUACAAAAGACAUAAAUAUAAAUAAAUAUAAAUGGGCUGAGUGUACAUGUUUCUUAUGGUAGGCCUUUUGGUGACAGAAAUUUGUCCCUCAUUGUCCCACACAAACUUACUACAUGCCCCACAUUUGGUCCAUUUCCAUCUGGUCACCCUACUCCAAAGGGCACUUUGAAGGGAGAGUAAUCAAACUAGUCAUGCUGUAAAAUUGCUUCAAACUGAAUUUCCAAUAAAAAUGACUUAAAAUUGAGUUCAGAGUGACCAUUAUUUUUGAGCGCCACACCUUUUAGCCUUCCAAAGCUCACAUAUUGGAUGGUAAAGUGAAAGAACUAUUGCUAAAAAUAGAACAAAGACUUGAGAUUUGACUUGGACUUGGACUUCAGGGACUUAUGAACAUAUCUGACUUUUGGCAAUACAGUGUACUUCAUAAAAAAAAUAUUUUGGUCAUCUCACAGGUUUUGACAUAUGCCUUACAGAAUUUCUCCAGUAUAUCUUAGGCUCCAUCAAAACUUAUGAAUAUGUUAUGAAGGCUCAGAAUAGGUAACCUUCAGAUAAAUUGUUACAAACUCUUUUUAUGAUUCUGUAAAAAAAAAAAAAAAAAAAAAAAAACAUGAAAAAAUAAAGAAUCCGAGAAUGAAAGAAGGUUAUGUAGAACUAUUUUAGCAAGUUAAAGAACCUGUAAAAGAACCAAUUAACAAAAAAUCAUGACACUGAGGGAUUCUCUAAGGUCUAAAUUAUAAACAUCUAGGUAACACCAUAUCUUGUCAUCAACAUCAAAUCAGUCUUAUGCAAAAUUCACAAGAAUUAUAAAAAGUGAAAGCGGUUUUGUUGGAAUUAGUACAAAGGAAGGUUUUUUUUUUUGAUAGUAAAAUGACAGUCUUCUCUAGUAAUGAACAAAUGAACAUUGUCCAAAAGUGCAUUGUGUUACACACAGUUACAGAAAUUUACUGUAAUUGUACUCAGUUUUUACGGGUAGAAUUUCAUGAAGUAUCGACAAUUAGAAACUUCAGUUGUAAAAAGAAUAAAAUGCAAAAGUUGUAUGUAAACAAAGUGUGAUGAAAGUGAUUUGUCCUGUGUGUUUGUACAGUAUAUGUGUGUGUCUGCAUUGCAGGUGUUCAUGGGAUGUCUGUAAAGCUGCAAUUUGAUUGUCCAGCAGAAGGUGGCAUGAUGCAGAGGAGUUGCUCCUUCACUGGAGUCAACACACUGACUGGCAGACAAAGGCUAUCUUCUGCUCGUACUUCUCUGCGCACCAAAGGCCUUGCAGGAAAAUCUACAAGAAUCCCCACUUCUAUUCAGGUGGUUGGCAGUAUUUGGGGACCGCAGCCUGAGCAGGUGGACAGAGUUUUUCAAGCUUUACAGAAAGGACUCAAGGAGUAUCUUGAAGGCCAAAAGAUAGAGCUUGAAUUCCUCUCAUCUCAGCAGAGAAACACUAUAAGAAAUACAAGACUGGCUUUUUUCUAUGACUUAGAGAAGGAAAUAAGAGCCUUGGAACGAUACAUACGGCGACUGGAGUUCCAAAUUAGUAAGGUAGAAGGGUUGUAUGAGACAUAUUGUAUCCAGUGGCGAUUAUGUCAAGGAGCUGUUAAUAUGAAGCAAGCAUUUUCACUCUCUCCAUCCACACGGGCAUCACAAGAGAGUCUACUGCAGCUGAACCGCAAUCACAGACACAGCUUGGAGGAUAUGUGUGCAAUGGAAGGGGAGUUGGAGAUUCUAUUGGGAGAGCUACAAAUAAAAAUGAAAGGUUUGAUAGGCUUUGCUCGUCUCUGCCCAGGGGAUCAGUAUGAGGUGUUAAUCCGGCUGGGACGACAGCGAUGGAGAAUCAGAGGGCGGAUCCAGACUGAUGACAAACAGCUGUGGGAUGAAGAGGAAAUGGUUUUCCUCCCUCAUAUCCAUGAGAGCUUUGAGAUCAAGGUAACAGAGGUGAAGGGGCUGAGCACCAUCUUAGUUGGAAUGGUGACAUGUAAGUGCGCAGACUUCUACAUUCCACAUCGACAAAUGAUGGUUGUUGACAUUACGGAACUGGGAACCAUCAAACUCCAACUGGAGGUAGUCUGGAAUCCUUUUGACACUGGCGUGGCGAAGAAUCUGAAGUCAUCUUCCAGUCGGCAAUCUACCCACAGAAGGAAUAGACCGUCCAUGAUGCGCCAGUUUCAAGAUGGCUCUUUCUCUGUUGGCUCACAUGAAUCCAGGGGUGUGUCUCUGCAUAGCUACCUGUCUGACUCUGCCCAAGUACUCUCUCCAUUUGUCUAUGAAAGGCCCAGUCAUCCUCCAAUCUUGCGUUACCUUUCCAUGGAUUGUCAGUCAGUGGAUGAUGACCUUUUACAGACACCCAUUGGAGAGUGUUACAGCACUCCUGACAUUCUUCAGCAAAAUAGUGUGGUGGCUACCAACCAAGAAGUGAAGCCAGUGAAGUUGAAAGUGGCUACAGAUUAUCUCAUACGAGAGGAGGACGUAGGUGUUGAGGAAAAGCCAAAGGCCCUAGUGAUGGGUGUAGGGAAUUCCCAAAGAAGAGCAGUGGCCAUGAAGGUUGGCCUGGUGCAAGCACAGGUUGCUACUAUUUUGCAGGAGAUGAGUUUUGCCAAGGCAGAGAUAAAGCAUCUGAGUCUACAAAUACAGCAGCUUAACCACGUCUUAAAGAGGGACAUCUACAUUCUUCAGACCUCCUCUAGUGAUGAACUAGAUAUAGAGGAAGAGGAAGUGCUGGGCAGUUUUGACUUUCUGUCCAUUGACUUCAACAUGGAUGACAACAACUCCUGCAUAAGUAGCAACAGACUCAUGGACACUAGGUUCAAAGGGAGCACUGUGACAAGCCAGGAGGGGAUGUCAGAAGAUACAGUACUAUUGUCAGAAGAGCAACAUACAGGGCACGUAGCAAAAAGAACAGACAGUGAGGACAGAAGUCCACUUAGCACUGGGGAGUACACUCUGGAUCAAGCCUUGGAGAUCCACCUCAAUAUCUGUUUUGAACUUCUGAGAGCACUGAGGGUAUCUAAUUUGGAGUACGUGCAACAGCAUAUAUUGGAAGAACUAUCACGUCAAAAUGAAGUGCUUGAAAAAAUUACCACUUUUACACAGAGGAAGACUCAUGAUAUCUCAGCAACAGAUUUGUGGUCUGGGGCACCAAAGCUGAGAAAUGUUAUGAUGAUGUGGGAGGAGUGCUGUGGAUGUGCCCCAGCAUUUUGUUGCACUGCUGACUCAUUUCUCAGGAUGCUACGCAGGCGGUUCAUUCACGAAGUGAAAGCCAAGUUGCCAGGCCAGGCUGAUACAGUCUUUGCUCAGUUGUUGCAGCAGGUCCAGUCCUGUUCUAUGAUGGUCCCACUAGCAGUGUGCACAACAGAUCUAGUGUCUUUGUUUCAGUUACAUGUCUACCUCAGCCGUUGGAAGGUCACAAACUUUGGCGAGCAUAUCUCUCACAUGUCCAGAGAAGUGUAUUUAGUAUCAUGUCUAGAUUCUCCAAAGAGGAGGAGGGUUCUCAAGAAGCUGAGGGGAAGGAGGAUUUCGAAACUUCAACCAAUGGGACAAACCCUCCAACUCCUGUCCAAGUUACUUACAGAUGAUAGUCACAAGGUUGUGGUUUCAGCAACCUCCUGCCUCUGUAGGGCCUCAGGCUAUAAGUGCUUCAGGUUAAAGGCCCUGGUUCAUUAUACAUGGCUGUUGAAAGACAAUGACAUUCAAGUGCAGCAGCAGGCUUGUCUGGCCCUGAAAUGCUUAAAGGCCCUUGAAAGUGCUGAGCAGGUGGCUGAGCUGUGGCACUCCACAGAUGAAGAGUUAAGGAACACAGCCAGAGAGACCAUUCUUUCAUUCGGGGAAAAAGGCCAUGAAGCCUUCAAGAGAAUGGACCAGAUCUGCACUGAGUUACAAGAGGAAAUUUAUAAAAACCUAAAAACAGAAAUCACAAUCUUCUAGUGAUUGCAUGAAUUUGGCUAAUUAUUUUGCUGAUGAUCAGGAAACAUCAAGAAGAGUAAGCAAUUAUGAAAAAAACUAAUAAAAACAAAAACAAAACAGUGAUAAGCAAAUUCAGAUCCUGCCAGAUAUGGUGUCUGGUUAAAAAAAAUCACUUAAAGGACAUAUACAUUUCAAAGUAAAAAAAAAAAAUAAUAAUAAGUAAGAAAGUACUUUUCUUCACCUCCUUUUAUUCAAUAAUGCAUCUCUAAAUGAAUAUAGACAAUAUGCUGAAUGAAAAAAAAAAUCACUGUUUAAAUGCAGCUGUUUAAGCACUCUGCCACUGGUGGUUGUAUUACUACAUACUACUAGCCUCUAAUUCAUAUAGACACUGCUGUUGAAUUGCUGUUUUCUAGCAAACUACUUUCUGCUGAAAUGCACAGAAAAUCCAAAUAUGUAAUUCAAUUACAGAAUUAAAAAUUCCUGUCAAUCAGUCAUACAGUAUACACUCUAAUCUAGUCCAGAAUUAACAUUUCCUCUUACCGAGUGAGAUAUUACUUUUCUCAAUUCAAAAGAUAAAAUUUCCUCUUCCUUGCAAAAUUCAAUGCAAAAUGGCUGAUACCGAGACCUAUCGGCUAAUAGUCACUGUACAAUCACGCAGUUGAAAAUACAAUGGCAAAACAGUCGACUAUUAGAAGUUUCUUGCUAAAUGCAAGCGAUUUUUAUCAGCCUAAUCGAGAUUGUGAGGAACAUGUUGAAAUCAUGGAGACAUAUGAUCCUAGUCCAGUUUGUGAACCCUUUAGAAUUUUCUACAUAUCUGCAUAAAUAUGACCUGAAACUACAUCAGAUUUUCACACACGUCCUAAUGGUAGACAACAAGAACCCAAUUAAACAAAUGAGACAAAAAUAUUACACUUGGUCAUUUAUUUAUUGAGGAAAAUGAUCCAAUAUUACAUAUCUGUGAGUGGUAAAAGUAUGUGAACCCCUCAAAUUAGCAUUUAAUUUGAAGGUGACAUUAGAGUCAGGUGUCUUCAAUCUGUCACAGCUCAGUCCGAUCAGAACUCAAAUUCCCAAGAUGCAACACUCACUUCUCAUGCACGCAUGCGCUCACCAUCCCCGGAGUUCUGAUCAGACACACCUGGCACCAAUCACACACACACACACACACACGCUCACACUCACUGCUAGUACUUAGGGAAGUCAUUCAGCCAGAAUCUACGCGAAGUAUACGCUCAGUCAUUCGUUUCUCUGCGUUACCAAGCCGGUCUAGUUUGUUUGUUUUCUCGUGAUCCUCUACCUUUGUUUCCGGUUUCGACUACACUCUCUGCCUGACCCCGUUUGUGCUGUUCGCCCGAUCGCUUGACCCUUGCCUGUCCUACGAUUACGUUUCUUGAACUUCCCGAUACGACGCUCUACACCCGCCGCCCGCUCUUGCUUCCGUGCCGAUUCGAGGUUCGUGACACAAUCAAUGCGAUGACGAUCAGCCUGUUUUAUUUAAAGAACAGGGAUCUAUCAAAGUCUGAUAUUCACAUGUUUAUGGAAGAGUAUCAUGGCACAAACAAAGGAGAAUUCUGAAGACCUAGGAAAAAGAGUUCUUGAUGCUUAUCAGGCUUGAAAAGUUUAUAAACCUUUUUUGUAGUGUUUGGACUCCACAGUCAGACAACAGUUACCGGAAAUGUUUAGUUGCAGUUAUUGCUGCACAAGGAGGUCACACCGAAUACUGAAAGCAAAGUUUCACAUACUUUGUUUUUUCUCCCAUUUUUUGGAAAUAUUGGAAAAUUUUCCUCAAUAAAUGACAAAGUAUAAUACUUCUGUCUCAUUUGUUUAAUUGGGUUCUUGUUGUCUACUUUUAGGAUUUCUUAGGAAAAUCUGAUGUUUUAGGUCAUAGUUAUGCAGAUAUAUAGAAAAUUGUAAAGGGUUCACAAACUUUCAAGUGAUGCUGUACAGUAUGUCAUAGAUUUGAGAAAAUGUGUUGCAAGGUAAUGUUCAGGUGCUUCUUUAAAUACAUUUAAAUCUAGUUAAAAGGAAGAUAAAAUGUUAUUAGCAGUUGUCAAAGCAAUAUUUUUUUUGUUAGCAGAAAGUUCUUUUGUUCUGGGAUGUUUGUGUUCAUAGGCCUGUUGACUAUUUUAUUUAAGUUUAUUUAAGUGUUGACUGUUUGAAAAAAAAAAAGUUAAUUAAAUGCUAGUUUUACUUGAUGCCAUCACUCUUAUAUAGCCCAAAAUCUCAAUGUUUGUUUGUUUUUUUUUGUCAGCAGAAGUAAUUAACAUAUGACCGGAAUUACAGUAUAUUGGUAAACUGAAUCGUUCCUGGACACUGUGACCAGCACCAAAAAUUCAGAGUGGAAACUCUGAUACACUGCUACAAACAGAACAGAUGAUUUUUUUUUUUUUUUUUUUUUUUUUUUUUUUUUUUUAAUUUCUGCAAGCUGUCAACUUCAAUCUUGUCUAUUACUUGUGAUUAAAAUACAUUUGGAUUAAGUUACAAUUAUAUAAACAUGCAAAAAAAUAUAUAAAUCCUUUGGCUCAAUUUAAAAAAAGUGUGUCAAAAGGGCUUUCAAAAAGUGACAUAAAUAAUCAAGUACAUAAGUAAGAAGAUUUUUGCCUUCAUCUAUGGAGUCAAGGUGUGACAGUGGUUUGGGACAAUAGAUUUUGGUGGAGCAGGACAGCAUAGUCUGAAACAAAAUUAUUUGAAGAGGCUAUCACUCUAAAUGUAUGCUAUUGGCUACUAUCUAGUGAAUUUUUCAAGUAACCCUGUAAUAGACCAUUGAGAGUCGACAGCAUAAAGUAUAGCAGCUCGAUUUGAGCCGUUUUAGAUGUACAUUUGUGCACAUGUGCUUCAUAUAGUAGGUGUGUGUCCCAUCACAAUGUGCAAGGCAUACACAUUUACCAGGCACAUACAUGGAACAGCUAUUUACAUUUGGCUGUGACACCCACAAAACUUUAUAAAAAGUAAAACAAAAAAAUACUUUACCAGAGGUAGAAAUGUGAACGCUAUUUUGACAAAUUUUUAUGCUAAUAAAAAUAUAUACAUUAUACAACAGCUGUUGUAUGUCAGUCAGUCUGUGCGUUGCAUGGCAACACGCAAAGCUCUAUCCAGCUGUGGGAGCUAUUUUUGUUGACGGAGCAAAAAUAAACAAAAUAUUUGGCCAUAUUGUGCCUGAAAUGUCAGUUACUCUAUAUUAAUUUCUUAUUCAAAGUCAUCAAUAAGGUGAGAACCAGACCUGUUAUACACCCAAAUAUUCUGUUAAAUGUAACGGUCGCAUCAUUGAUGUCAUGAUUCGAGUUCCAUGUCUGAGUACACAGUAUGGAGCGAUCACACUAGUCCAACGAACUAGACUUUGGGGGUCAAAUAUGCUCGGGCACAAUACAGAUCACCUAGUGUGAUUACAUAGUCAGUACACCUACUGCCCCACUCAACAGAGGAUGCCUGCUAUCUCUGACCCAAUUGGGCAAAAGAACAAGUAUGGAAGAAUGCUGUUUAUAGACUUCAGUUCAGCAUUUAACACAAUCGUCCCACAACAACUGAUAAAGCUGAGCCUGCUGGGUCUGACCAACUCCCUCUGCAACUGGAUCCUAUACUUUCUGACUGGCAGACCACUGUCCAUCAGGUCAGUAACUUCACCUCCAACACCACCACACUGAACACUGGUCCCCCCCCCAGGGUCUGUGUGCUCAGUCCACUGCUGUUUACCCUGAUGACUCAUGACUGCUGCAAAAUAUUUCUAACCAUGCUAGCACCAGCCAGCCAACUAGUACUACAGAAGGAAGCAGCUCUGUUAGUGAAGAGAGUGCAAUCACCAUAUCUGAGGAUAAGGUUUAGAGGGCUCUGAAGCAUGUGAACAUCAGGAAAGUGGCCAGCCUUGACAGCAUUUCUGGCCAUGUACUAAGAUCCUGUGUUGAUCAGCUUGCAGCUUUAUUCACUUCCAUUUUCAAUGAGUCCCUAGCUAAGUCUGCGGUCCCCACCAACUUUAAAAAUCUGUUGUCAUUCCUGUGCCAAAGAACAAUAAAUGACUAACAAUAAGUUGCCUAAAUGACUAUCGUCCUGUACACAUCUCUGUGGACCUGACCUGAACGCAUCACACUCCAAGCUCAGGUGAACAAACCAGACAAUAGUUGUACCAUCUGAGACUGCUGAGGAAAUUCAGGCUCCUGAAAAUGGGGCUAUAGAAAGUUCACUGACCCUGGUAACUGUCUGUUCAACCUGCUGUAAUCGGGCAAGUGCUUAAAUUGUCUGAUGGGUAAAAUUGAGGCUCAGGAGGAGCUUCUUCCCUCAGGCUAUCAGAUUCCUCAACACAGAUAUGUCCACCACACAGAUCCCUUUAGAAUCCAUAAAGAAUCUGCACUCCACUGACACUCCGCACCCAACACUUUGUGUUGUUACUACACGUAACGUACUUGCAUAUUUCUGUACAAAUAUUUCUUAUUAAUUUCUUAUUUUUAAUUUAGUUAUUUAAAUGCACAGUAGAGAGAGUUAUGGUUUGUAUGUUUCAUCAAACCUAAUCUUGAUAGGUGUAGGUCAAAAGGUCAUCACCAAUCAAAUGUAUCUUGACAGAUGAAGGUUAAAGAUAAAUAAUGUUGUGUGUGUUCCUACAUAUAAAUAAGUCCAAUCUGUUGUGUUUCCACACACCUGUUCCUAUAACACUGAUCAAAAAUGAUAAAAAAAAAAUAAGGUCAUGGGGGUAUGAUUCACGUAUACUUUAAAACCGAAUCUGUUCCCAGGGCCGGAGUGGGACACAUUUUCAGCCCUGGAGUUUCAUGCCUUAGACCGAUCCACUUUAGUUCACGACUGACUAUAUUAAAAUAGUGUAAUUAAAACCUCAGUAUAUAAGUCUGCAAUAGUGCACUGUUCUCUACAGCCUUGUAAUUCAUUGUUUUUUAAAAAAUAUGAUCAUUUCAAAUUCAGUGCAAAUACAGUAGCCCAAGUGUUGUUUCACAGUGAAGAUUUAUUUAACAACAGUAUUCUUUACAACAACACAAUGUAAUGUUUAACAGUAUCAGAAUCUAUUUUCUGUAAAAAAAAAAAAAAAUAAUAAUAAAAAAAUGUGAUAAAUAUGUAAACCUUGAAAUGAAAAAAAUAUCAAAUAAAUACGAACAUAAAAUAAAAAGAAAUAAAUAAUAAAGAAUAAAAUAAAAUGUAUUGCACUUUCUAAUGACACCAUCAUCUCUUUUUCCUUUGCAUAAGUUAAGGAAACAGCUGCUUUACAACUUCAACACAAAUAUGAGAACAUUAGUUAAAGGGUAAAUAUCCAACACUAUUCUUUAAAACAUCACAAUGUCCUUUUCUGCAAUAUCUAAAUAUAUACUCUCUGCAAAAUUUUUCACAGAUAUCCAAUCCUUAAACACAAAUAAAUAAUAAAAACAAGUACUGCACUGUUCUCUGCAAGAAUUCUUUUCACAGUAUAACUUUCUAACGAUGGCUUCAUCAUCAACACCGGCCCUCGCAGCCCAAAAAACAGACCGGACCAGUGACGGUGCUCAGAACAGUCCAGUGCUCCCGAUGAGCCAAUCCGGGCCUGUCUGUUCCUAUAAUGCUGAUAAAUGAUUGUCAAUAGUACAUGUAUACUUUGAAACCGAAUCUGGUGUGUUCCCACACACCUGUUCCCAUAACACUGAUUAAAAAAAGGAAGGUCAUGGGCUAAUGAUUUACAUAUACUUUAAAACUGAAUCUGUUGUGUUCCCACACACCUGUUCCCAUAAUGCUGAUAAAUGAUUGUCAAUAGUACACAUAUACUUUAAAACCGAAUCUGUUGUUUCCACACACUUGUUCCUAUAAAGCUGGUAAAGGUGGGCAAUGCAUUAUUGCCCAUUCUUGUUCUCAACACUGGCGCCCCACGGGGUGUGUACUUAGUGCACUUCUUUAUAUUCUCUAUACAAAUGACUGUCAGAGUCCAGUCACCACCAUUCAUUACUUUAAAUAUGCAGAUGAUACUACCAUUCUUGCAUUGCUUAAUAAGGAAAAUUAUUCUUUUUUGGACUAUCAACACUCAGUAGCACAUUUUAGUACAUGGUGUGAUGAUAACUUUCUCUACCUUAAUAUCGCAAAGACUAAGGAACUGGUUUUUAGCUCUUCCAAAACACUGACCCAUCCUUCCAGUAUUACCAUUAAUGGAGAGAUGGUUGAAAGGGUGGAAGGAUUUCAGAUAUCUGGGCAUUACAUUGGAUAAACAUCUCAACUUCAAUCAGCACACUCUAGGUAUUUACAAGUGCUGUCAACAGAGACUUACAGUUAUUCGUAAACUUAAAUAUCUGUCUGUUCAGGCUAGUCUGCUUCUUCUUCUGUAUCACAGUAUUAUUGAACCGGUUCUUAUGUAUGGUGCCAUUUGUAUUUUCCAUAUGCUAACAGUUACCAAUAAGAACAAACUCUUGAAGAUAACUAAUUUAGAGAGAAAAAUUAUUGGUAUUCCCACCCCCAAUUUAACGGACUGUGUCAGUUCAUAUACGCUCCGGAAGGCACAUAAAAUUUUAAAUGAUCCAGACCACCCACGUUAUCAAUAUUUCAACCCACUUCCUUCUGGCCACAGGUAUAGACUAACCAUGUGCAGAAAGGCCAGCUAUGGUAGGAGUUUUGUUCCUAUGUGUAGCCCACUAGAAAAUGUAUAUAAAUAAAUAUUUAAAACCGAAUUUAAAACAAUAUAGAUUAAUUAAAAAUAAAGCAGAAUGUAAACCACCAUACUUUCAAAUACGUUAUUUGAACCAGUUAAAAUGUUUCAUGUAGAUAAUUUCGACCAAUUAACACCAUUCGACACGUAGAUCCCGCCUUGAUUGACAGGUGACAGCGGGAGAGUUUUUUUUUUUUUGGACUGCGCAGACGGCACACAGCCAAAGCGAGGAGGGAAAAGGAGACAAAAAAAAAAGAAAAAGAAAAAGCCUAAAUUAUAAUUAUAUAUUAUAAUUAACUGUUGGAAAGAGUGAAACCAAAAGUCGAAACAAUACUACUGCCAGUUGGAGUGCUGAGGAACUUCGGUUUGUAGUUUUAUCCGACGUGAAACUUGGUGAGUUAGGUGUUGAGUGCUAUGCUAACCUAAUACAGCUAUGACGCAGCAUGUUGCAUUACUUGGUUAUUUUCUUCUCUUUCAAUUUGCCAUGUAAAUAAUGUGUCAAUUCGAAUUUAAUUCCAAAAGUGUUUUAAGUCACAUUACUUCUGAGUUAUUAAAUUGUUAAAUUGCAUUGUAUAAAUGUGAGCUGUAUUCAGUUAUGUCAAGUGUUGGUUGUUAACGUGUUUCAAUGCACGUAGCUUUUCCUCCAUUUUGUUUGAGUUGUGUAAAAAACAGACAUGUUAAAUACAAAAGGCAUUUUAUUUUAAUUGUAUAAAAAGGAUACUGGCUGCAAUUUAUAAUUUAAAAUACUUAAACCGUGGUGUGUAAUAUGUAUAAGUUUUGUACAUACAUUUCAUUUUGUUUUAUUCUGACACUGUUUAUACAGGUCAGGUUUUUUUUAUUCCAUGGGAAGAAGCUUUACAACAAUUUUUCAACAGUUUGAUGGUGAGCCACCCAACCAGAACCACUGUGUCUUGAAGGACGGUAUUUUUAUUUUAUAUUAUUUUGGUUUUUCUGCAAAGGACUACAAAUGAAAAUACUCUAGAGGAGUGCCUUCAUUCAGAGUAAAAAAAUAGCAGAGACAUUGAAAAAGACAUUUUAAUUCUGGAUGUGAUUUUUAUUUUAUUUAAGUUUUGUUAUAUUCCGUGUAUGUAUAUAUUUUAUCUUGGGCUUAAAUUAGAGGGUGCACCCUAGGGUGUUAUGUAUGUAUUGUACAUGUUUACAUUUAUUAAUUUAGCAGACGCUUUUAUCCAAAGCGACUUAGAAAUGAGAAAAUACAAGCAAAGCGAUAUGUCAAGCAGAGAACAAUACAAGUAGUGCUAACCUGCGUGAAGUUGCCCCCCCCCACCAUCGCAAAACGUCAGCAAAAUAUUCUCAGUCGUUUGUGCUUCGUUUGUGCUGCUUUCGUUUUUAAUAUAUUAGGCAUUUAAUUUUGGUGUGGUGACGUCACCAGCCCCACACAUGCUCCAAGUUCAUUCAAAAUAGUCUCAAUUGUUUGUGCUUCGUUUGUGCUGGUUUGUGAAGUAAAAAUUUUCAUUUGUGCUGCUUCGGUUCAGGAGAUAUUAAAAAAAUAUUUAAAGGUCAUUCUGGGGUCACUCAUCCCCCUCACAUGCUCCAAAUUAACCCAAAAUAGUCUCAAUUGUUUGUGCUUCGUUUGUGCUGUAAAAAAAUUCGUUUGUGCUGCUUCCGUUUAGGCAUUUAAUUAUGCAUUAAAUUAGGCAUUUAAUUAUGUUGCGGUGACGUCACCAGCCCCACACAUGCUCCAAGUUCACUCCAAAUAGGCUCGUUUGUUUGUGCUGGUUUGUGCCAAUAAGCGCUUCGUUUGUGCUGCUUCGGUUCUGGAGAUAUUAAAAGAAUAUUCAAAAGUCAUUCUGGGGUCACCCAGCCCCCCCACAUGCUCCAAAUUAAUCCGAAAUAGUCUCAAUCGUUUGUGCUGGUUUGUGCCGAUAAAAGUUUCGUUUGUGCUGCUUUCGUUUUUAAUAUAUUACAGAAUUAUAGGCGCAAGUCUCCUCUGUGUGAGCACACUUUUAGAGUCGAACUGCCGAAGACUUUUCAAGAAAAAUCAUAUCAUUUGUUCAAUAAACAAUUCUCUUUACUUCA
This is a messenger RNA of Ictalurus furcatus (blue catfish), 15319 nucleotides long. RefSeq names its product RIPOR family member 3 (gene ripor3). The coding region runs from base 3925 to 6708 and encodes 927 amino acids. The transcript has 23 exons. The record is from RefSeq and is a predicted model, not a curated record. NCBI's taxonomy places the organism in Eukaryota, Metazoa, Chordata, Actinopteri, Siluriformes, Ictaluridae.